AAGUCUGUGCAGCAGCGCCUUCGGUCGUCUCUGUCUGUUCGGUUGCAGUGUGGGAUGAAUAAUUGAUCAGCUGGCUGCUUCCAGGCUGUUGUGCUAUCACAGAGACGGUGGGUGGGAGCCGAUGUCCGCCGCUGCUGCUGCUGGAAUAUGAUGGGAACAGGAAGUGAACGUCACUGACACAGGAAUGGGACUGAAAAAAGGAAAACACCACCAGGAUGAGGAGAAUGUCAAGCUCCUCGGCGUAGGAAACUAAACCCCGGCUUCAGCUCAGGAAAAGGAUGAACUGCUGCGUCCGAGCUGGAUUUGAGGCAUCAGGAAGGUACGUUUGCUGUCAUUUGCGGGUGCUGAGGUGAAGGUUAGCCAGCUGUGUGCUGGAGAACAGAGAUGUGUGUUUCAUCCUCCGAAGCUCUCCGUCCAUCCACCCGUCCUCCUGUAGCUGUCAGAUUCAGUGAACUUGGCUUCAUUUCUCAUCCUCGGCGCUGUCGAACAGGUGCUAGCGGGUUUGCUAGCUAGCUGUGGAUACUAGCCUGGCUCCGCGUCGAUGCCCCUUCAGUGGAAAUUUACUGUUAGCCUGGCUGCACGUUUCACUGUGUUUUGCAAACAGUUUGCUGGAGUCAGGCCCUCGGGUUGCAGCUCAGGGGUCCCGGCGCGUUGCUAAAUGGAGUCGGAGCAGCUGUACCACAGAGGUUACUGCAGGAACAGCUACAACAGUAUCGCCAGCGCCAGCAGCGACGAGGAGCUGCUGGAUGGAGCCGGCGUCAUCAUGGACUUCCACACCACCGAGGACGACAACCUGCUGGAUGGGGACGCUGCCUCCCCAGGAUCUAACUACGCCAUGUCGAACGGGGGCGGGGCUCCCAGCAGCUCCACCCACCUGCUGGACUUCCUAGAGGAGCCCAUCCCUGGUGUUGGGACCUACGAUGACUUUCACACCAUCGACUGGGUCCGUGAGAAGUGCAAGGACCGCGAGAGACACCGGAAGAUCAAUAGUAAGAAAAAGGAGUCUGCAUGGGAGUUCACCAAGAGCCUGUACGACGCUUGGUCCGGCUGGCUGGUGGUGACGCUCACUGGCUUGGCAUCAGGUGCUUUGGCUGGCCUGAUUGACAUUGCUGCUGAUUGGAUGAACGACCUGAAGGAGGGCGUGUGUCUGAGCGCCUUGUGGUUCAACCACGAGCAGUGCUGCUGGACGUCCAAUGAGACCACCUUCGCUGAGAGGGACAAGUGUCCUCAGUGGAAGAGCUGGGCUGAGCUAAUACUGGGGCAGGCUGAGGGCCCCGGCUCGUACAUCAUGAACUAUUUCAUGUACAUCUACUGGGCUCUGUCCUUCGCCUUCCUGGCAGUUUGUCUGGUUAAGGUGUUUGCGCCGUACGCCUGCGGCUCAGGGAUCCCAGAGAUCAAGACCAUCCUGAGUGGGUUCAUCAUCCGGGGAUAUCUGGGCAAGUGGACCUUGAUGAUCAAAACCAUCACUCUGGUGUUGGCUGUGGCGUCGGGCCUGAGCCUGGGGAAAGAGGGCCCCCUGGUCCACGUGGCCUGCUGCUGUGGGAACAUCUUCUCCUACCUCUUCCCCAAGUACAGCAAGAACGAGGCCAAGAAACGAGAGGUUCUCUCUGCCGCGUCAGCUGCCGGGGUGUCUGUUGCUUUUGGAGCACCAAUCGGGGGAGUCCUCUUCAGCUUAGAGGAGGUGAGCUACUAUUUCCCUCUAAAGACGUUGUGGCGCUCAUUCUUUGCGGCCCUGGUGGCGGCCUUCGUGCUUCGCUCCAUUAACCCGUUUGGGAACAGCCGCCUGGUGCUGUUCUACGUGGAGUACCACACGCCAUGGUACCUGUUUGAGCUCCUCCCGUUCAUCCUGCUGGGAGUGUUCGGGGGCCUCUGGGGCGCCUUCUUCAUCAAAGCCAACAUCGCCUGGUGCCGGCGGCGCAAGUCGACACGUUUCGGCAGGUACCCGGUGUUGGAGGUGAUCCUGGUGGCGGCCAUCACUGCGGUGGUUGCUUUCCCAAACCCUUACACGCGUAAGAACACCAGCGAGCUGAUAAAGGAGCUGUUCACCGACUGCGGUCCGCUGGAGUCUUCGCAGCUCUGUCAGUACCGCAGCCAGAUGAACGGCACCAAAGCCUUCUCUGAUGACCAGCCGGCGGGGCCCGGCGUCUACUCGGCCAUGUGGCAGCUGUGCCUGGCGCUCAUCUUUAAAAUCAUUAUGACUAUAUUCACAUUUGGACUCAAGGUGCCGUCGGGUUUGUUCAUCCCCAGCAUGGCCAUCGGGGCGAUCGCGGGGCGGAUUGUUGGCAUUGCCAUGGAGCAGCUUGCAUAUUAUCACCACGACUGGUUCCUGUUCAAAGAGUGGUGCGAAGUCGGAGCUGACUGCAUCACUCCAGGGCUCUACGCUAUGGUGGGAGCUGCAGCGUGCCUGGGUGGAGUGACUCGUAUGACUGUCUCCCUCGUCAUCAUCGUGUUCGAGCUGACCGGCGGGCUGGAGUACAUCGUCCCCCUCAUGGCCGCCGUGAUGACCAGCAAAUGGGUGGGCGAUGCAUUCGGUCGAGAGGGAAUCUACGAGGCCCACAUCCGACUGAACGGAUACCCCUUCUUGGAUUCAAAGGAGGAGUUCACGCACACCACGCUGGCCCGGGAGGUGAUGAGGCCCCGACGCAACGACCCGCCGUUGGCAGUGCUCACGCAGGACGACCUGACUGUGGAGGAGCUGCAGGGCAUUAUCAAUGAAACCAGUUAUAAUGGUUUCCCUGUGAUCGUGUCUAAGGAGUCCCAGAGGCUAGUGGGCUUCGCUCUGCGCAGAGACAUCACAAUCGCUAUAGAGAACGCACGCCGCAAACAGGAGGGCAUCGUGCUGAACUCAAGGGUGUACUUCACCCAGCAUGCACCCACGCUGCCUGCCGACAGCCCUCGACCCCUCAAGCUUCGCUCCAUCCUGGACAUGAGCCCCUUCACCGUCACUGACCACACCCCCAUGGAGAUCGUGGUGGACAUUUUCAGGAAGCUGGGUCUGCGCCAGUGCCUGGUUACUCACAACGGGAUUGUGUUGGGCAUCAUCACUAAGAAGAAUAUAUUAGAGCAUCUGGAGGAGCUCAAGCAGCACACGCCGCCCCUGGCGGCUUCUUGGUAUUAUCACAAAAAAAGAUAUCCUUCGUCACAUGGCUCAAAUGGCAAAUCAGGAUCCAGAGUCCAUCAUGUUCAACUGAUCCGCUCUUUCCAGGACGGCUGGGGUGGAGGGGGCAACGAGGAAGAGGAGGAGGAGGAGGAGGAGGAAGAGGUGUGCCUCCUGAACGGCUCCAGUCUCUGACACGCGGACCCCGUUUUUGUUUGUUCGUUUUUAGUUUUCAGCUGUAGACCCUGAACCUCACUGACUGACUGAGGCCUGCAGAGACUUUCAGGCCACCCGAGGAGAAGACGAUGACACGAGACUUUGUUCUCAUCGUCCGGCUGCCGAGGACACGAUGAGGUCACGGGUCGAAGGCACGCACACACACAAGGAAUGCACUUUUUACACACACACUUUUGCACUCGCAGACACCUCACUCAUGCAUGCUGUACACACACACACACACACACACACACACACACACGACUCCCUAAACCUGUACAGCUACGCCCGUUUGCACUCUACACGUGCCUCACCCCCUUGUACUGUCUCCCUCCUCUGUGAUGGAUGCCGCCUGGCUGGGGUCAAAGGUCAGGAUGAACCGCUGAUGAGGGACGCGAUGAGGGACCUUGAAGCCUCCAGGCUCUCGUUUAAAUAAAGUUUAAAACAAAAAGCAACAUUAAAAACAACUCACUUCCCUCACCCCCGCGCACACCUGAGCUGUCCGUCCUGCAGAAGAUUACCUUGUUUACCUGUGAAGUGUGUGUGCAUGUGUGCGUGUCGUUAUCACCACUACAUUCCAGCCAGGUUAUCAUCGGAAGUGAGGGGAUGAUCUUACGCUCCUCACCCCGAAAACACGGCAGCCUCUUGUGAUCGCAUCAUGGCACGCUGCUGCUUCCCUGGGUCAUGUGAAAAUGAGGUGUGUGUGUGUGUGUGUGUGAGAGAGAGAGAGAGAGAGAGAGAAAAGGAAGGGAAAAAGGUUGAGUUUUGUGGAAUCGCAGUUUGUUUCUCCCCAUGUGACCUUUAGAUUAUUGCUCUCCAAUCAUUUCCAAAGUCUGCUUUAAGUGAUCGGUAACUUCAUCAGUAACAUGACUCACGUACCUUCAGCCCGCCUUUUAUAAUUAUAGAAUAUGUAAAAGUUGAUCGUCUGAGCCCCCACAGGUGGCGUUUAACACUCCAAACUCAUUUACACAACAAAGACUGACAGAAAGAGAGAUCAACUGAUCAGCACUCCGUGAUCGAUGCUUUGAUCCACAGAUUCUCAGUGUUUUUAAUAAACGUGCUUCGUCCCAACGUUCGGAGGCUGUGAAGCUGUAAAUUGUCACGUUUUAGAAGAUGAAGCCAGCAGACGGUAAUUAAAAAACAUUCAACUUUAUCUGCACUACAGUUGUUGGAGUUUGAGAGCUUUUUAUAUAGAGUUUGUACUCUGAUCCAAAGCUGCCGCCACCUUAAAUCCACGCGUGUUUGUUGGGUCUAACAUGUCACUAACGCCUCGGAUGAAGCGUGCUUUUUGCCCUGCAUUGUUUUCAAGGUUGUAGAGGAUAAUACUGCAGAACAUCUGGCUGCAACUGUCUGUCGCUUUCAAUCACACCAGGUUUCUUUCUUUUCUCCCCACGUCUGCCAAGUGCCUGGCACAAGUUUUUUUUGUUUUGUUUUUUCUUUAGGCUUUUCACACCCCGAUCUCUCUGCUCCCCCUUUUUUUUUUUUUUUAAAUCAAACGUCAUCACUCGAUGAAGGGAAAUGAAGUGAGGUGUGUGUGUUCCUGUGUCCGUCUUUGCAUUGCAGUGACUGUCCUGCUGUGGUGUGACAGGAUCGUCUUUGUUACCUGUGGUGUUGCCUAACGUUGUGUUUCAUACUGAUCUCGAUGUUUUUCUUUUUUUUGUUUCUCUUUUUUUUAUUUAUGGGUAGUCUGGAUAGAGUUGUGCAUUACUAUAAUAAAUUUCAUGUAUGAUUACAACAAUUGUUUGAUUGUAUAUUAAAAAUAAAACCUGUAAAGAUUAAAAUUUGUUUUAAA
Messenger RNA from Pundamilia nyererei, 5105 nucleotides. It is a transcript of the gene clcn3, whose product is annotated as chloride channel 3. Gene Ontology annotation, molecular function: chloride:proton antiporter activity; voltage-gated chloride channel activity. Bases 659 to 3292 code for a protein of 877 amino acids. The transcript has 15 exons. The record is from RefSeq and is a predicted model, not a curated record. Gene Ontology annotation, cellular component: early endosome; plasma membrane; synaptic vesicle. Gene Ontology annotation, biological process: transmembrane transport; chloride transport. NCBI's taxonomy places the organism in Eukaryota, Metazoa, Chordata, Actinopteri, Cichliformes, Cichlidae.